Molecule: messenger RNA, 1299 nt
Organism: Vitis riparia (riverbank grape)
Lineage: Eukaryota; Viridiplantae; Streptophyta; Magnoliopsida; Vitales; Vitaceae
Exons: 9
Coding region: 1-1047 (348 amino acids)
Source: RefSeq, a predicted model, not a curated record
AUGCUCUGUCCCCCUCCCAUUCCUCACUCUACCAUGGCUACCAAUCUCCAGCUCCUUCCGAUUCAUGGCUUCCCUCUCUCCAGCUGGAAGUGCCCGAAACACCCUCAAAGAGUCCCAGUAUUUUCCCUUCAGCCACUCAAUCUUCCUCCUCCUUCUCCUCCUCCUUCUCCCAAUAGCAUCUUAAGCUCAAGAAGAAGAGCCUCAGUUGCUCAUGCUGUGAAAGAAGAAGUGAUUCAAUCCCCAAAUUCAGACCCCGCCCUUGAUUCCAAAACCUCCCCUCCUGCUUCUUCCAAGCUCGUUCUCGUCGUUGGCGGCUCUGGCGGUGUCGGGCAGUUGAUAGUAGCAUCUUUGCUUGACCGUAAUAUUAAGUCACGCCUCUUACUACGGGAUCCUGAGAAAGCAACUAGCUUGUUUGGUAAACAGGAUGAGGAGACAUUACAGGUAUAUAAAGGGGACACCAGGAAUCUGGAGGAUCUAGAUUCAUCUAUAUUUGAGGGAGUCACACAUGUGAUUUGCUGUACAGGAACAACUGCUUUUCCUUCAAAGCGAUGGGAUGGGGAUAAUACACCAGAAAAAGUAGAUUGGGAAGGUGUUAGAAAUCUUGUAUCAGCACUGCCUUCAUCACUGAAGAGAAUUGUUCUUGUUUCAUCCGUGGGAGUAACCAAGUUCAAUGAGCUACCAUGGAGUAUCAUGAACCUUUUUGGUGUUCUCAAGUAUAAGAAGAUGGGGGAGGAUUUUCUUUGCAGUUCUGGUCUUCCAUUUACCAUAAUCAGAGCAGGUAGAUUGACUGAUGGACCAUACACAUCAUAUGAUCUGAAUACUCUGCUCAAAGCUACAGCUGGGCAACGACGUGCUGUCCUCAUGGGUCAAGGAGAUAAACUUGUAGGAGAGGUUAGCAGAAUUGUAGUUGCUGAAGCUUGCAUACAGGCAUUGGACAUAGAAUUUACAGAAGGCAAAAUUUAUGAAAUCAAUUCAGUUGAGGGAGAUGGUCCAGGAAGUGAUCCGCAGAAGUGGCAGGAGCUAUUCAAAACUGCUGAAGCCAAAUAAUUGAAACCCCAAGCUCACCUGCUUCUUUCAUUUGUACCAUACAAGAUGUUCUGAGUUGAAAGAGGUCAAUUGUUACUCAUCACCAUGAAUUGUAUAUAGUUGUAAUAUGUGUCGUUACAUUCUCCUUUCUUUCCCAGUUAACUCGUGUACUUGAUCAUCCUUCAAGUGAUUUGUAUAAAGGUUUUGGCUUUGUUUCCCUUUUUUCUUUGGAUAAAGGUGAAAAGUGUUCAAGUACAUGUUUCAAUAAUUUAA